AAUCGCAGCCGUUGAACUUCAUAGCUUCUCUCCGACAAAGUCUUUACAUUUUCAUCUGCCUCUGCAAACCCUCAUUGUCUCUUUCUCUCUCUGCAUCUCUCAUUCAUCCAUCUCAAUCUUUUCAUUUUAGAUAUAGAAAACGCAAGGAUUGGACUGUGAUCGUGAAUUUUAGAGAGAGAAAAUGAAUGCUGUUGGAAGGCAGAGAUCUGGGGCAUCAUCGACUGUGCACCACCAGCGGCAGUACUCCGAUAAUUUUCUAGAAUCAUCAUCAAACGACCGAUGGCUCCAAUCAGCUGGUCUUCAGCAUCUGCAGUCAUCUAACAAUGCAGUUCCUCCACUUCAGGAUUUUGGACACCAUAAUGGAGGGGGUCAGGACUCGAGAAUGUCUAGGAGCGUGCAGGCGCAGAGGACUUACAGUGGAAGAAGCGAUUUGUUUGCUGAACCAUUGACGCCACCACUAAAUUCACGGCCGGGAAGUCAGAGAAGGAACGGGGAGGAGCAGGUUUCGCCAAAUGAGUAUAGUCCAGGGCUCUUGGAUCUGCAUUCUCUGGACACCGAACUACUUACUGAGAUGCCAGCUCCUAGUCUGUAUAGUGGCACCUCAAUGCAUUUUACACGGGGGAGAAGCUUUGAUGACUCCGACCCAUACCUUGGAAACAAUAAACAAACAGGCAAAGCUCGUGGUUUGCCAGAGAACAAUGUUAUGAAAAGCAUUGCAGCUGACAAUGUGAAGGCCAGCAAUGUUGCAAAGAUCAAAGUGGUGGUACGCAAAAGACCAUUAAACAAAAAAGAAUUGUCAAAGAAUGAGGAAGAUAUCAUUGAAACACAAUCUAAUUCUCUCGUCGUCCAUGAGACAAAAUUUAAGGUUGACUUGACAGAAUAUGUGGAGAAGCAUGAAUUUGUCUUUGAUGCUGUGCUGAAUGAGGAAGUAUCAAAUGAUGAGGUCUAUUGUGAAACUGUGGAGCCCAUUGUUCCAAUAAUUUUCCAACGCACCAAAGCAACUUGCUUCGCCUAUGGGCAAACAGGAAGUGGCAAAACUUUUACGAUGAAACCACUACCCCUAAAGGCAUCUAGGGAUAUCUUGAGGCUCAUGCAUCACACUUACAGGAAUCAAGGGUUUCAAUUGUUUGUAAGCUUCUUUGAGAUAUAUGGAGGAAAAUUAUAUGAUUUACUCGGCGAUAGAAAAAAGCUUUGCAUGAGAGAGGAUGGCAAACAACAAGUUUGUAUUGUAGGCUUGCAAGAGUACAAAGUAUCAGAUGUGGAGACAAUUAAGGACCUUAUUGAGAAAGGAAAUGCAACAAGAAGUACAGGCACCACUGGUGCAAAUGAGGAAUCAUCCCGUUCACAUGCCAUUCUUCAGCUUACCAUUAAGAGGUCAACUGAUGGCAGUGAAUCCAAACCUGCUCGAGUUGUUGGCAAGCUCUCCUUCAUAGACCUUGCUGGUAGUGAACGCGGUGCUGAUACUACUGAUAAUGAUAAACAAACUAGAAUGGAAGGAGCUGAGAUUAACAAAAGCUUGCUUGCCUUGAAGGAGUGCAUUAGAGCCCUUGAUAAUGAUCAAGGGCAUAUUCCAUUUAGAGGCAGUAAAUUAACUGAAGUCUUAAGGGAUUCAUUUGUUGGAAAUUCUCGUACUGUGAUGAUUUCAUGUGUUUCACCCAAUGCGGGAUCCUGUGAACAUACAUUAAACACAUUAAGAUAUGCGGACAGGGUGAAGAGCCUUUCAAAAGGGAACAACAACAAAAAAGACGUUUUCUCAUCAACCUCAAAUCUGAAGGAAUCAACAACACAACCCCUGUCAUCAAUUUUACCAUCUGCAUCAACAUUUGAAGAUGACACUGUUGAUUCAUGGCCUGAACAAACUGACAGGGAAGAAUAUGACGAAGAGUUUUACGAUCAAGACAAGCCUGUGUGGAAGCAAAACUCAAAAGUUGAAUCAUACCGUUUUUCUAACAUGGACGAUAAAAUGAGGAGAGCGAACGGCCAGUCGAAGUGGAAGGAACCUCUUAAAUCUGAUAUGAAAUACUCAAACUAUGACGAUGAUUUGAACUCUCUAUUAAAGGAAGAGGAAGAUCUAGUCAAUGCUCAUAGGAGACAAGUGGAGGAGACAAUGGAUAUUGUUCGAGAGGAGAUGAAUCUAUUGGUCGAGGCCGAUCAACCAGGUAAUCAGCUAGAUGAUUAUGUCACCAGAUUGAAUACAAUCCUAUCCCAAAAGGCUGCCGGUAUCUUACAGUUACAGAAUCGCUUGGCUCAUUUCCAAAGACGACUAAAGGAGCAAAACGUUCUAGUAUCUUCUGGUAAUUAAGUGUCAUAAGAAAAUGCAGAGAGUUCAGUGUGAUGCAUAUUGCUUGGGAAUAUUGAUGUCAUAAUCAGGAAAUUGUUUGUUGGAUUGAUGCAAAUUUGUGAGUUACUAUAUUCAGGCCUCAAGUUGAAAUAUAGGGUGUCAGCAGUCGCUCGAGUCAUCCGACUAAGGCCCCCAUCUCAAUUUCAUCAUCAUUAUUUUUCUUUUUAACAAAUUACAGAAAAUCAUGCAGCAGCUGAUGCCAUUUUAAAGCUUUGCAGCCAUGUAAUUCCUAAUAUUAUCGAAUGUUGUGAGAAAGACCUUUGUUUCAAUUUGAAUGAUUCCAUGCUGUUUGUCUGUGAUCCA
This is a messenger RNA of Olea europaea var. sylvestris, 2644 nucleotides long. Its product is annotated as kinesin-like protein KIN-13B. Gene Ontology annotation, molecular function: microtubule motor activity; ATP binding; microtubule binding. Bases 182 to 2302 code for a protein of 706 amino acids. The record is from RefSeq and is a predicted model, not a curated record. The transcript is spliced from 12 exons. NCBI's taxonomy places the organism in Eukaryota, Viridiplantae, Streptophyta, Magnoliopsida, Lamiales, Oleaceae. Gene Ontology annotation, biological process: microtubule-based movement.